AUGUUAAGCCCUCAAGCACCACCACCUUCAUGGGAUAGUCCUCCAAGACCAUCCACUUUGAAGACAAAGAAGAAACUUCUUCCUUACCUUGAAGCAGCCGACCUGGAGACGUCUAGCCAAGCCGCAUCACACCAAGAAGAGUACCUUCUAGCCACACCAGAAGAGGAGAUUAACCCUGAGCUGAUCGAGUUCGUGAAGAGAGAUCAAUUCCAUGAUCUGUUUUCAGAGUAUGCGCUGGAGCACAUAGAUCACUUUGACAACCUUUGUGAUUCCUAUGGAGUUUUUGACUUUGAGAAGAAGAUGAUGCUAUUCAGCACAUCACUAGCUGGACCAGCACUAGAUUGGGCGCAGCAUGAACCACCUCUACAAUCGAGUCAUGGAUCGAUUUUAGAGAAGCUUUCUUGGAAAGAAGAAUGGGGAGGCAUACCACCCCAUCCUGAAGUUUUGAAUGAAGAGCUAAUCAAGCAUGUGGAGAGGAAUCCUUUCUACAAUUCUACUUCAGAAUGUGCAAAGGAGCAUCUAUGCAACUUUGAGCAGCUUUGCCACGACUAUGGACUUGGAGACAACCCCAAGAAGAUACAACUUUUCCAACUAUCUCUAGCUGGACAAGCCAAAGACUGGGCUAAGUUCAAUGCCCAACAUGCUUUCAAGACUUGGAAUGGAUACAAAGGAGCUUUCCUCACAGAUUUGAUAAAGGUCCUGUUUAUGUUCCACCACCACGCCCAAGCUAUUCACAUCACCAUCCAUCAUCACCAAGACAUAAACAAGACACAUUUUCCCAAGGGAGAGCUAUCAAGCUGCGCGCCAAACCAAGAUUGA
Molecule: messenger RNA, 819 nt
Organism: Microthlaspi erraticum
Lineage: Eukaryota; Viridiplantae; Streptophyta; Magnoliopsida; Brassicales; Brassicaceae
Source: the annotation of a GenBank genome assembly